Culicoides brevitarsis is the source of this 4498-nucleotide messenger RNA. RefSeq names its product potassium voltage-gated channel subfamily H member 2 (gene sei). The transcript is spliced from 23 exons. Gene Ontology annotation, molecular function: inward rectifier potassium channel activity. Gene Ontology annotation, cellular component: plasma membrane. Lineage: Eukaryota; Metazoa; Arthropoda; Insecta; Diptera; Ceratopogonidae. The record is from RefSeq and is a predicted model, not a curated record. The coding region runs from base 250 to 4080 and encodes 1276 amino acids. Gene Ontology annotation, biological process: membrane repolarization during action potential; potassium ion transmembrane transport.
GUGUUGAAAAUGCCUAGAAAUUUGCCUUGCUUGAAAAAAUAAUUUUUUAUAAUUUUCGUGCCCAAUGCAAUAAUUUUUUACAACAACAACAACGCAAAAUGGAUCAAUUUAGUGCCCGAAAAAUUUAAAACGCAAAAAUAAUAAAAAAAAAACGCAUAAAGUGAAACAACGCAAAAAAAAAUCUAAUUUUUUCAUUAAUCAUUUGAUGGUUUUUCCCUUUUUUCGUUUGGCGACGAGAAAUCAACGAAAAUGCCGGUUCGUCGAGGACAUGUUGCGCCAAGAGCGACACUAAUUGAAACGAUAAUCAGGAAGUUUGAUACACACAAUCGGAGCUUUGUUGUAGCAAAUGCACAAUCAGAAUCAUGUCACAUCAUCUUUUGUUCAGACGGUUUCUGUAAAAUGACUGGUUUCACUCGUGCAGAAGUGAUGCAACGCUCUGCCGUCACAGAAUUUUUACAUGGCCAAAUGACGUCCAGUAGCGUAAUUAGUUCAAUUAGGGAAGCUUUAACUAGUGGUUUAGAGAAACAUUUUGAAGUUUUAUACUACAGAAAAAACGGCGCAAAAUUUUUAUGCUCGGAAAUAAUUGCACCAAUCCAAGCUGAUGACGUCUCACUUUUUAUCAUCAACUUUGAAGAUCUUUCAUUUCCUGAAACGCCAGAUGACUCGGAGCCAAAAUUAACGAGAUUCGGUAAAGCACGUGCCAGCUUCCGUCAAUCGUUUCGUUUCGGCAGCAUGAACAUCCGCGAUCGUGGAUUACGCUUAGCGGGCUAUCUCACGCCGCCAUCGGACAUCACGCAAGAAGAUGACGAUGGUACGCAUGCAGCGGCGCUCGCUGCGGGCGCAAUCGCAAUCGCGGGAGCUGGCGGCGGCGCAAGCAGUAGUCUCAACACCAUCGAAACGGGCGGCAUCGCAGGCAGCAUCAAAGGGACCAAUAACAAUCAACGAUGCGUUGCGGGUGGCGCGCUCAAAGUCGAUAAACCACCGUGGGCUCAGUUGUCGGCGCCCGCGCUCACAAGUACACCCGAAAACCUCGAAAAAGACUACAGUAACACGGCGAGCACGUAUGUCACGGACGAGAUUCGCUUGAAUGUGCCAACGGCACCGAUAAAGAAAAAAACACUACUAAAACAGCAAAGCCAGGAUCACACGAGAGAAGAAAGACAACAAACGCCCGAACAACGAGCCGCCAACCAGAAAAAGGCUGCCGAGACAUUUGCUCAAACGAAAAGUAUGGACUUUGAUGGGAAAAGUUCUUCCGCUCAUCAAGCACGCAAAUACUUCCCAAACGUAUCGUCCGAAAGCGAUUUGCAGCGAUACAAAACAAUUACGUUCCGCAAACAGCCAAGUAACGAGACACGCACGAGCUCGACAGUUUCGAACCAGCCAUCAGAUUCCAAUAAGACAAAAGACAAUGGAUCCGCCAAAUUUUUUCAAGGGACCCGACCAACUUCCAACAUGGGCGAAAAAGUUGCUCAGGUAUUAUCACUUGGUGCCGAUGUACUACCCGAAUACAAAUUACAAAGUCCGCGCAUUCAUAAAUGGACAAUUUUACAUUAUUCGCCUUUCAAAGCAGUCUGGGACUGGAUCAUAUUGAUAUUGGUCAUGUAUACAGCAAUAUUUACACCGUAUGUGGCUGCAUUUUUAUUAAAUGAACCAGAUUAUACUAAGAAAAGUAGAUCAAAAUAUGCAGAUGAUCCAAUUGUGAUAAUCGAUUUAAUAGUGGACGUUACAUUUGUGAUAGAUAUUUUAAUAAAUUUUCGUACAACAUUUGUAAAUGGCCAGGACGAAGUAGUUUCUCAUCCUGGGCGAAUAGCUGUACAUUAUUUAAGUGGAUGGUUUUUAAUAGAUUUAGUUGCGGCAAUACCGUUCGAUUUAUUAUUAGUGGGAAGUAAUACAGACGAGCUCAACUUGGACAAAGAUGAGACAACAACCCUCAUUGGAUUGCUUAAAACAGCACGCCUUCUUCGUUUGGUGCGAGUCGCCCGUAAAAUUGACCGCUAUUCCGAAUACGGUGCCGCUGUUUUAGUUCUAUUAAUGGCUACGUUUGCCCUAAUAGCGCAUUGGCUAGCGUGUAUCUGGUAUGCGAUUGGUAAUGCGGAGCACUUAAUUUUAAAGAAUAAAGUGGGGUGGCUAGACCAUUUGGCUGCCGAAAUGGAAGAACCAUAUACCUUCGUGAACAAUACCGUGCUAAAUGGACCGUCGAUAAAGUCACGCUACGUAACAGCUCUUUAUUUUACAUUCACGUCGUUGACUUCGGUGGGCUUUGGCAAUGUGGCGCCAACGACGGAUGCUGAAAAGAUUUUUACGAUUUGUGUCAUGUUGGUGGGAUCUCUCAUGUACGCCAGUAUCUUCGGUAAUGUAUCGGCGAUCAUUCAACGACUGUAUUCCGGUACGACGCGAUAUCACACGCAAAUGCUCCGUGUGAGGGAAUUCAUUAGAUUUCAUCAAAUUCCGAAUCCGCUGCGGCAACGUCUCGAGGAAUAUUUCCAGCAUGCCUGGACCUACACGAACGGCAUCGACAUGAAUUCAGUAUUAAAGGGAUUUCCAGAGUGCUUGCAGGCGGACAUCUGUUUACAUCUUAACCGUAAUUUAUUGUCUAAUUGUGCUGCAUUCGAUGGUGCGAGUCCGGGUUGUCUGAGGGCACUGUCGUUAAAAUUUAAGACAACUCAUGCACCACCUGGCGACACGCUCGUGCACAAGGGCGACGUAUUAACACAUCUUUAUUUUAUCGCACGUGGCUCCAUUGAAAUUGUUCGUGAUGAUGUUGUGAUGGCAAUUUUAGGCAAAGAUGACAUUUUUGGCGAAAAUCCAUGCGUCCAUUCGACGCUCGGCAAAUCAAAUAGCAAUGUGCGAGCGUUAACCUAUUGUGAUCUACAUAAAAUACAUCGAGACGACUUGCUAGACGUACUUGAUUUAUUUCCAGAGUUUUAUGAAAGUUUUGUUAAUGGGCUUGAAAUCACCUACAAUAUGCGUGAUGAGGAGCAAGCUGGCGUAGAAUUAAGACAUAGAUAUAUGCGAAGUUACUCAAAGGAGAAAGACAUCGAUAGUGAUACGAGGUCAUUUGAUCGUAAAAUUUGCAGCUUAAAUCGAUCGAAACCGCCACCAACGAAAUGUGAUAAUGCGCUGCCGAACGACAAAUGUUCCAUCGGGCAAAUUAGUGAGACGCUAGACUUUGGUGACGAUCGAAAAUUCUCGAUAUCAGGAAUGAUAUCACACGUUAAACGCAGUAUACCAGAUUUACGAUCAUUCAAACAUCAACCACUUGAAAAUCAAUGUGAUAGUCCCAAAAGUACCCACAAACAUUCGCCGAGCGAACCGAAUUUCCAAGCGCCUCCGCCGCCGCCGCUUUCGUCAUCGUUGCUGCCACAAAAGGAAACCAUUACGUUAAGUGCCGACGGGAAAAAGUCCUGCAAGUGCGCGGGAACGUCACAAGGAGCGGCAGCGACAGCAACGAGUAUUCUCACGGGCGUGAGUAGUACGGGAGCAAAGUCGAAGCUGCAUGCGAAGGGAGAUGAGGGAGCAACGGGAGGCGAUACUGUUACGUGUCGACAUUGUUCUGGUGCCGUAGAUAUUAGUUCAUUCACAACGCAGUUAAGUCACUUGACCAAUCGAUUAGAUCACCUAGAGCACAAUCUGCGGAAAGAUAUGCGCACGAUCCUGGAUAUUCUGCAUCAGCAGCAGCAACAACAGUUGCUCCAUUUCCAGCCGGGCACAAAAGUGACGCCGCUCCAGCCCGUCAGCAGUAGUAGUGUGACGACGCAACAAACGCAGCAACAACAAACGCUCCAGCCCCCAGUCAAAUCAUCAUAUCAACCGUCCGACAGUGAAAUGUCCUUCGAGAUGGCAGCUGCAGCAGGAACGAGCCGAAACGUGCAUCGAUCCGCAUCGCAACCCGAAACGGCAAACGAGAAGGGCUUGCUGCGUGCCAGCAAAUUCACCUCGUUCAACCAAACGCUCGACGAUAGCGCCGCCGCUGCUUCGGGUGCUGCUGCUUCUGCUGCCGCCGCCGCCACGGAAAGCUGGAACAUUUGCGCCCCAAUUGCAAAACUCGAGUCUUUGGAUGAAAUCGACCAAGUAUGAUUAUUAUUAGUAGCCUUAGUAUUAUUUACGGAAAAAACUGUUCAUCGACUGUCUAGUGUGUUCAAAUAUUUUGCUUAAAAGAAAUAUUAGAGUUAAGAUGAAAGCCGCCAGAAACGCGUAAAAACUAGGAGACAGACAAAAAACGCACGAAAAAUACAAUAAUUUUAACGUUUAUCUUUAAAGACAAUUUUUUCUGAUUUUUUAAAUUUUCAAUCCGUAUGAAAAACCUUGUUUCAGGACAGAAAGCAUUCCAAAAGAGUCCAAAAUUGUUAACGUAGUUCGAUUAGUAGUGUUGAGAAGGAGUGAAGAACGUUUUAAUUUUAUUUUUAAAUUUAUUUGUGUGUUAAUUAUUAAUUAAUUAAAUAAUUAUUAUUAAAAAAUAAAUUAGAAAAAUCACUGCAGUUGCUAUAAAAUAGCG